AUGUUCCGAAAAGAUGCCACUUUGAUCACGGAGGAGGCUAUCCAUGCUCGUCUUGUCGAGUUGAGGGAAUCGUGCCCUACAGCAGAGAGGGAGGACGCGAUCAAAGAUAUCGUCAAGGAUAUUCUGAAGUACGCUGUCCUCUCGCACCGCUGGCUCGACAGCGGCGAACCUACCUUCUACGACAUCUUGAAAUCGUUCAAACCGUAUGGUUACGAGAAACUCGUGAAGUUUUGCGAGAAAGCCAGCGAGUUCGGGUGCCGGUUGGCAUGGUCCGAUACGUGCUGUAUCAACAAGGACAGCAGCACCGAGCUCGAAGAAGCUAUCCGGUCGAUGUUCAAGUGGUAUCGUAGUGCUCAUAUAUGCAUCGCAUAUCUCUCUGAUACCACCUCGAUUGACGAUCUCCACGAAGAUGUGUGGUUCACCCGCGGGUGGACUCUGCAAGAGCUGCUUGCACCGUGGAGGAUGAAGUUUUACGGCAGCAACUGGCUGCCGCUUACCAGCAACAUCAACGACAAGGAAAACUUGGAGCUCAUGGCUGCGCUCUCGCGCGCUACGAGGAUACCCCUCGAUGACCUACGUCAGUUUCAGCCAGGCACAAACAACGUCCACGAGAAAAUGAUGUGGGCUUCUACUCGGACAACCACGCGUAUCGAAGAUGUCGCUUACUCUCUCAUCGGAAUCUUCGACGUGAGCAUGAUGGUAGCAUAUGGAGAGGGAAAACGGGCGUUUUAUAGGUUGAUGGAGGCAAUCAUACAGAAAUGCGAUGAAUGGCAGAUCUUCGCUUGGGCAGGAGCAAGUUCAUCCGACAGUGCUGCGUUCCCGGAAUCGCCGAGAUGUUACCGUCCCCUCAAUCCAAUAGACAGCAACGACGCUCUUCUGCCAUCCACAGUGUGGCGCGGCGAUCAGAACAUCGUCAUGACGAAACGCGGUCUACAAAUUCAUGUGCUUCUCGUUGACUUGUCACAACAGGAGACAACCGUUUACGAGAAGUUUGGCACUAUGGACGUCCAGACUGAUGCGUACUCCAGCUAUACUGCAGGAGUUGUGGACUACUGGUGCUACGAUGCGAGUGGUGAUGGUAUUCUACAGCCAAAGCAGGAACAUCUCUGCGUGUUGCUUCGCCCUGAUCCCCGUAACCCAUUUGCUGGCUGGCGCAAGGUUACUACGCCUAACAUUGUGACCAUACACACAGAGAAUAAGCUGCGGAAGACUCUGACGAAGGUUUGGCUAUAG
This is a messenger RNA of Suillus clintonianus, 1233 nucleotides long. RefSeq names its product heterokaryon incompatibility protein-domain-containing protein. The record is from RefSeq and is a predicted model, not a curated record. The coding region runs from base 1 to 1233 and encodes 410 amino acids. The transcript has a single exon. NCBI's taxonomy places the organism in Eukaryota, Fungi, Basidiomycota, Agaricomycetes, Boletales, Suillaceae.